Mesitornis unicolor (brown roatelo) is the source of this 3603-nucleotide messenger RNA. Its product is annotated as probable ATP-dependent RNA helicase DDX60. Lineage: Eukaryota; Metazoa; Chordata; Aves; Mesitornithiformes; Mesitornithidae. Gene Ontology annotation, cellular component: cytoplasm. The transcript has 23 exons. Gene Ontology annotation, molecular function: nucleic acid binding; ATP binding. The record is from RefSeq and is a predicted model, not a curated record. The annotation marks the transcript as partial.
AUGGAUUCUGCAGAAGGUAAUUUGAAGAAAGUCUUUCGUAAUAGUGCAAAUGAGAAUGCUAGUAAUGAUGAUAAUGAUAGUGAGCAUAGUGACAGUGAGAAAAUAGGCUUCAUUCCAACAAAGGAAUAUGAAGAGAAUGGGAGUACAAGUGAUAGCGGUGAGGAGGAUGAGACCUGUGACAAAGCAGAAGCAGCCGUUAUGCGUAUGCUUAAAAAAGAAGAAGACAGAGAAAAAGAAGAUGAAGACGCAGAUUACAGUAACGCUUACAGUAUCUCAACUGAGGAAGUGACACAUCCGGCAUCACAACCUGAAGACAAGGAUUUCAGAAUUCACCAGCACAAAUGUGAUCCCAAAGGCCCUGAAAUAAGAAAACUUCUUGAAUUUCUGGAGAAGUUGAGGCUACACAUUUGGGCAUCCCUAUCAAGAGCUCAGUAUGUCAGUCUGUUAAAAGACUUUGUUGAGUCUGAAUUCUUUGUGAUAGAUGGGGAUUCCUUGCUACUUAUGUUUUUAGAUGAGAAAACACAGUAUCUAAACUUCUUCUACCAAAUUGAAUGCUUCCUGCAAGAUUUCACUGAAAAAGGAGCAAAAUACGUCAUUGUUUUUUUCAAGGAGGCAGAACAGAUGUACUUUCCAUAUCCUCAUUUUCUUUUCUUACGUACUGCAGUAAUAGAACACCUGAGGCAUAACACAGGCACCACUGUUCAUACAGAAUUUUCCAAUUGUUUAUCAUCUGAAUGGGAGAUUUUCCUGAAGAAAAGCUAUCCUUACUUCAUCAUCGUAUCUGACAUAGGACUGACCUCUCUCCAAACAGACUAUUUAUCUAUCUUAAUUGCUCACUCAUUGUCAAAGAAAAUCAAUGUUGUGCUUGCUUCAGGACAGGAGUAUGAUAUUCUUAGAGUUUACGGAUAUCAUGUUCAGAGUGUGUAUAAACACAGAUUAUUUUUUCAAAAGUAUAAACAAGAUCUGCAACAUGCCUGUGAAAAUCUAGCCAGGUACAAAGAAGCAUUCGUGUAUCUGUAUGAACAUCUCAAGCUGAGCCUGAAAAGCAUACAAAAAGAGGUUCACCAGACUGUCCAUCUGCUGAAACUACUGUGGUCUGAAGGAUCUGACAUUCGGCGUGUGGUCUGUGUUCUUUCUUGUGCCGUGGGAUUAAAAGUAUACAGUGACAUGUUGAAAAAUGCAAAUACUUCCAUGGGAGCAAAGACGAAGCAAUCUGGAAGAAGUAACCCCCUAUCCCCAGAAGAAGCAGCUGACCUUUGUAGAAUGCAGUGUCUUACAGUGGCUUUUCUUCUUCAUAUGCCUCUUUCACAGAGAAGUCAGAUGAGGAUCAUUAAGUCCUGCUGGACUAAGCAAGUUUUACCAUUAAUAAAAAUGCAACAGUUAUGUAUGAAUUUUGCUCUCACACAACUGAGAGAUACAAAUGAUUGGAAAUUGGAUUUAACCUACCUGCCUGACUUAAAUGAUGAUUCACUGCUCAUAAAUCUUGCUCAUUACUAUGAGGUCAAAUACACUGAAGGAUUAGAGUUCAAAAAGGAGUUGGGGAAAGCAAUAGAGAAUGAAUACCAGUGUUUAUGGAACACUGUAACAAAAUUGGCUGUGAAAUACAGUUUUGGAGAUGCUUUCCCAAUAAGAAAGACCUCCCAACUAUUUCUUGUAAAGGAACAGACAUUAUUUAGAGUCUAUGAAGAAGAAAUUCCUAACAUUGGACUAAUCUCAGUGAAGUCUGAUCUUGUUGAAGAAUAUGCUGGAGAUGUUUUGAGAGACCUACCUGUUCUAGAAAGCAAUGAUCCUGCAGUUACUUCACUUCUUAAAUACAAGGAAUUUGAUGAGCUUCGUCACUGGCAUUCUGGCAGACCCUUGACUGAGGAAUAUGAGCGAGUACGGUGCAAUGCUGACGCAAAAUCCAAAGAUCCAGAAGAAAGAAAACAAAUACAAAAGUUACAGACUUUCCGUCAUUUUUAUGGAAGCACUUUGGAAGACAGCACUUCAAAAACUAUUGUUCUUCAAAAGGAUGCAUCAGGGAAUGCUAAUGCUGCUGUCAAAAAGACACAAAAAAAGCAUAAAAGUAAAGCAGAAGCAAUUGCAGAGGAAAACAUCAGGCGACUGAAAAGUAAAGAAGAAAAGAAAGAGGAGGAGCAAUGGAAAGCCUUGCAUAUACCAACUGAAAAGGAAAUAAAAGCAAAUCUGACUGUUGGAAUAAAGAAAUUGGAGAAGUUUCUCAAGACCCUUAAAAGUAAAUCUGUGAAGUUCAGUGUAGAAAUGACAGCACUGUCCAUCUGUUUAGAAGUGUGGAAGGAGCACUGCAGAAAGCAAGGUAACAAAUCGAAAGAUUUAAGCAAAGCUGUUGAAGUCAUGAGGAGAAUUCAUAUCCUCCUUGAAAAAUAUCAAGAUGUCUUGGACAAAGCACAUCUACAAAAGCUGACCAGAUAUCUAAGAGUUCUUGGAUUUGAGAAUUUGGCAUGCUCUCUAUCUGGCCAGACAGGAGAAAGUGAUAAUCAGAAUAUAAGUAACUAUGCUAUUGAAGUGGGUCCAGCUCGCUUUCAGCUACAAUACAUGGAUUAUUACUUGCUUAGAGAAGAGAGAAAUGAUCCAGAUUCCCGAGUGCAACAUUUCAUACCGGAUACCUGGCAGCGAGAACUUCUUGAUGCUGUAGAUAAUAAUGAGUCUGCGGUGAUUGUCGCUCCCACUUCAUCAGGAAAAACAUAUGCAUCAUACUAUUGCAUGGAAAAAGUUCUGAAAACAAGCGAUGAUGGAGUAGUUGUGUAUGUUGCUCCUACAAAGGCCCUUGUAAACCAAGUGGUGGGAACUAUAUACAGUCGGUUCACCAAGAAACUUCCGGAUGGAUUGGUAGUGUGUGGAGUCUUCACACGAGAUUAUCGCAAUGAUGUAAUGAAUUCUCAGAUACUAGUGACAGUGCCUCAAUGUUUAGAAAUCUUGAUGCUGUCACCUUGUUGCCAGAAAUGGACCAAACGAAUACAAUAUGUUAUAUUUGAUGAGGUCCACUGUCUUGGUGGUGAAAUUGGAGCAGAGGUUUGGGAGCAUCUUCUGGUAACAAUUCGGUGUCCGUUUUUGGCACUUUCUGCUACUGUCAGUAACCCGGAACACCUAACUGAGUGGUUACAGUCUGUGAAAAGGUAUUGGCAACGUGCUGAGAAUACAAUAGGAAGAAGCUCUACAAACUCUGAAAAGAACUUUACAAGAAAAUGUAGAGUGAAAUCUAAAGUACAAGAGCAAAAGAAAUCGUAUCGUGUUAGACUAGUCUUAUAUGAAGAAAGAUACAAUGAUUUGGAAAAGUAUGUGUGUUCUUUAAAGGGCAGUGAUUUUAUCAUCGAACAUUGUCACCCCUGUGCUGCAUUAACAGUCAGUCAUAUUGAGAACUAUGGUAUUCCUUCAGAUCUUUCUCUGUCUCCAAGAGAGAACAUCCAGCUUUAUGACACAAUGGUAAAAGUCUGGCAAAAGUGGCCAAGGGCACAGGAGCUAGAUCCAGAGGAGUUUGUCUCUUUCAAGAAUAAAAUAGUAAUAAAAAAGACAGAUGUGAGGAAAUAUGAACAGGAACUGAAGAAGGAACUAAGCAAAUGGAUUGUGUUUGGCCAAAGACAGAAG